Phodopus roborovskii (desert hamster) is the source of this 573-nucleotide messenger RNA. RefSeq names its product interferon alpha-12. The record is from RefSeq and is a predicted model, not a curated record. Gene Ontology annotation, molecular function: cytokine activity; type I interferon receptor binding. Gene Ontology annotation, cellular component: extracellular region. The coding region runs from base 1 to 573 and encodes 190 amino acids. Lineage: Eukaryota; Metazoa; Chordata; Mammalia; Rodentia; Cricetidae. Gene Ontology annotation, biological process: response to exogenous dsRNA; humoral immune response; B cell proliferation. The transcript has a single exon.
AUGUCUAGACCCUGUGCUUUCCUGAUGGCCCUGGUGGUGAUGAACUACUGGUCAACCUGCUCUCUAGGAUGUGACCUGACUGAGACUCAUAACCUCAGGAACAAGGGAGUCUUGACACUCCUGGAACAAAUGAGGAGACUCUCCCCGCUCUCCUGCCUAAAGGACAGAAAGAACUUUGCAUUCCCUCUGAAGAAAGUGGAUGCCCAGCACGUCCAGAAGGCUCAAGCCAUCCCUGUCCUACAGGAACUGACCCAGCAAGUCCUCGUCCUCUUCAGCUCAAAGGACUCAUCUGCUGCUUGGGAGACAGCCCUCUUAGACACCUUCUGCACUGGCCUCCACCAGCAGCUCAAUGACCUGCAAGCCUGUCUGUUGCAGCAGGUGGGGAAGCAGGAACCUCCCCUGAGCCAGGAAGACUCCCUGGUGGCUGUGAGGAAAUACUUCCACAGGAUCACUGUCUACCUGAGAGAGAAGAACCACAGCCCCUGUGCCUGGGAGGUGGUCAGAGCAGAAGUCUGGAGAGCAUUGUCUUCCUCAGCCAACUUUCUGGCAAGAUUGAGUGAGGAGAAGGAGUAA